CUCCACGCAACUACACUACUUCUUUCUCUUCCACCUCAGUUUAAACCCUAACCGAGGGUUUUACCUCGCGCCAUGCUCUGAGCAACCACAUAACUACUUCACAAUCCAUUUCCAAACCGCAUUCUAACUCCCCAACCAUGUCCGCCGCUAAAUUAACCUCAUGCGUCGCCGUAACAGCAGCUGCAGUGGCUUCAAUGACCACUCGCUCCGAUCCUGCUUACUCCGAAUCUUUCUUCCGAUUCCCUUUUUUCUCUUCUUCACCUUCCAAUUCACCUUCACCGAAGGACCAAUCAUCUGACACUAAGUCGGAAUCUUCGUCGCCUGAGGAACCUAACAACUCGGGUUUUAAUCCUGAAUCGUUAGAAAUAGCUGCCGAAGCUCUCCGUAAAAUUAAUAAUUCACCCUACCGUAAACAGGUGUUUGAUUUAAUGCGCGAACAGGAAACAACUCGACUAGCUGAGCUAGAUGCUGAAAAAGUUUAUUAUGAACUUAUUCAGUCUCAAGGAGAUAUUGACAGGCUGCGUAAAAUGGCUGAAGAACAACGCAAUCUAAUACAAGAGCAGAACCAGAGGCAGGCUCAGGUGUUGCGAUUUGAAGAUGAAUUGGCAAGGAAAAGAAUGCAGACAGAUCAUGAAAAUCAACGGCAACAUAAUGUUGAGUUGGUCAAGAUGCAAGAGGAUUCUUCUGUAAGAAAGGAGCAAGCAAGACAGGCUACUGAAGAACAGAUUCAAUCUCAGAAGCGUCAGACUGAGAGAGAGCGAGCUGAAAUAGAAAGAGAAACCAUCAGAGUUAAGAAAAUGGCAGAGGCUGAAGCCCGAGCCCAUGAAGCAAAAUUGACUGAGGAUCAUAACAGGAGAAUGCUUAUAGAUCGAAUGCAUGGGGAAAGAGAUAAAUGGCUUGCUGCAAUUAAUGCUACUUUUAGUCAUAUUGAAGGUGGUCUAAGGGUCUUAUUGACCGAUAGGGACAAACUGAUUAUGACUGUUGGAGGAGCAACUGCAUUAGCUGCAGGAGUAUAUACAACAAGAGAAGGUGCAAAAGUUACAUGGGGCUAUAUUAAUCGGAUUUUGGGGCAGCCAUCAUUGAUCCGAGAGUCAUCCAUGGCAAAGUUUCCAGGAUCAAGGAUCAUAUCUCAAGCCAAAAAUAAAGUUUUAAAUUAUAGUACCUUGGCCAGGGCAGAGAAGCCUGUUGGGAGUCAAAAUGGUCUUGGAAAUGUAAUCUUGCAUCCAUCAUUGCAGAGAAGAAUAGUACAUCUAGCACGGGCAACAUCAAAUACGAAGGCCCAUCAGGCACCAUUUCGUAACAUGCUUUUUUAUGGUCCUCCUGGGACUGGUAAAACCAUGGUUGCAAGAGAAAUAGCUAGAAAAUCGGGUUUGGAUUAUGCAAUGAUGACUGGAGGAGAUGUUGCACCUCUGGGCCCACAGGCUGUUACCAAAAUUCAUGAGAUAUUUGAUUGGGCCAAGAAAUCUAAAAGAGGCCUAUUGCUUUUUAUUGACGAGGCAGAUGCUUUCCUUUGCGAGCGUAACAGCUCAUAUAUGAGUGAAGCUCAACGAAGUGCCCUAAAUGCAUUGCUUUUCAGAACUGGUGAUCAGUCUAGAGACAUAGUACUUGUCCUUGCCACAAACAGACCAGGAGAUCUUGAUAGUGCAAUUACUGAUCGUAUUGAUGAAGUAAUUGAAUUCCCGCUUCCAGGAGAGGAGGAACGUUUCAAGUUAUUGCAGCUCUAUUUGAACAAGUAUCUAUGUGAUGAAAGUAACGACUCCAAGGGGGGCUUAUUUUUGAAGAAGCAGCCCCAGAAGAUAACCAUAAAUGAUUUAUCUGAAGAUGUGCUGAAAGAGGCUGCAAAGAAAACAGAAGGAUUUUCUGGCCGUGAGAUAGCCAAACUAAUGGCCAGCGUCCAAGCUGCUGUCUAUGGGCGCCCUGACUGCGCCUUGGAUUCUCAGCUGUUUAAAGAACUUGUAGAUUACAAGGUGGUAGAACAUCAUCAGCGAUUAAAACUAGCAGCUGAAGGCGGCCUCCCUGCAUGAUCAAAUGUAACAACUCGUUCCUGCUUAAUACCAGCUCUGGGAGUUUUCUUCUGGAUACAUUCUCCGUCUUGUUACCUGUGCUGUGCCAUUAUUUCAGGCCCAUGAAGCAUAUUCUUUUUAAAACAUCUUCCAGAUGCGUUUGCUAAGCUAAAUUUAUGCUAUGUUUUAGAUUUUAGUUACUAGGAGUGGGAGUAGCAUUGCAGCAAAACCUGUCUUCGAGCUAUAUGGAUCAUGAUGGCAGGUCUUGAGUUUGUAGAAGUCAAUUUACCCUGUGUCUAUUAAAUUAAAUUUAUAAAAUAUGCUCAGUUGUAACUUAAAUUUGCAUUUUUGUUUUGAAUUUGAGUUUUGUUAAAUUCCAAUAACAACUUAUAGGAAUCGAUCUGUUGAAUAAAAUUGUUUACUUUUCGUUAGAAUA
This is a messenger RNA of Lathyrus oleraceus (garden pea), 2439 nucleotides long. RefSeq lists its product as uncharacterized. Lineage: Eukaryota; Viridiplantae; Streptophyta; Magnoliopsida; Fabales; Fabaceae. Bases 138 to 2024 code for a protein of 628 amino acids. Gene Ontology annotation, biological process: mitochondrion organization. The record is from RefSeq and is a predicted model, not a curated record. The transcript is spliced from 8 exons. Gene Ontology annotation, cellular component: mitochondrion. Gene Ontology annotation, molecular function: ATP binding; ATP hydrolysis activity; zinc ion binding.